Molecule: messenger RNA, 9279 nt
Organism: Cinara cedri
Lineage: Eukaryota; Metazoa; Arthropoda; Insecta; Hemiptera; Aphididae
Source: the annotation of a GenBank genome assembly
AUGACACUGUCGAGCGUGUUCGUGCAGCAGACCGUCCUGGUCGGGGUGCUGAUGAUGAUGGCUGUGCAGACGCCCUGUGGUAUUCGAGCGGCCAACAUACUGGCCGUCGAAACAGUGCCGGGUCGCAGCCACUGGAAUUUUAUGAGCGCCGUGCUCCGAGCGCUGGCGGAACGCGGCCACAAGGUGGUGGCGUUCACGUCUUACCCGUCGACCGCGGGCGUGCAGGACGCCGACAGCAACUAUACCGAAGUGGAUACGUCGGCGGUGUUGCGGCGGCACGCCGGCGAACAGGCGUCCCACGUGCUAGGGGACUACAGCCGGCUGUCGUACAUCGUGCCGUCCGUGGUCCGGUGGAGCCGGGAUUUUUGCGACGCGGUGUACGGCAUGAAAGAGAUCCGGGCGCUUAUGGCGAACCGCACAGAGGCGGCCGCCGAGUUCGAUCUGCUGGUCAUCGAGCCACUGGGCUCGGAGUGCGUGUCUUAUCUGGCCGCCACUGUAGGGCUACCCAUGGUGUACGUGAUGCCCACGCCCAUGAUCUCGUACAUUCAACCGUCCGUAGUCGGUCAUUCGGCCAACCCGGCGUACGUGCCGCAUCUGUUGUACGGUUCGUCGGUUCGGGCGUUCUGGCAACGGAUGGCCAACACGGCCGUGUACUCGUACGGCCGGCUGGCCCGUUGGUACGCUGAGAGAACGGCCACCCGGCGUCCGUACGACGUCGGCGAGCCCGCCAAACCGUCCAUAGUGUUUGUCAACAGCCACCAGGUGACAGAGCCUGCAAUGCUGUUGCCUUCGAACGUCAUACACGUGGGGGGCAUACACUUGGAGAAACCUCGGAUCUUGCCGCCAGUAAGUAUAAAAUACACAUAUUAUAAAUUGUACUGUAUACGUGUUGUACAAAAUAAGACGGACACAGAUUGGGUGUCGACACCCAACAGGCCGAAAUAAUAAAAAAAACGGUGGACUAAAAAAAAUCGAUUUUAUACAAAAAAAUAAGUAAAGCCAUAUUCUAUACCUAUUUAUAAAAACAAUAAUUUAUCAGGUACAUUUUAAUGAUAAACCAUGGAGAAAGGGAAACUAAUCAAUUUUUUAAACAUCUAAAAUCCUUAUUUAUAAAAAUAAGAAUAAUAAAACAAAUUAAUUCAAUUAAUCAGUGGCGGAUCUAAAAUCUGGGAACUCUGGGUCAGCUAUUUUAAAGAGGCCAAUUUCUAGGGCUAAUAAUUAGUACCGAGGGCACACCCAAAUUUUUUUUUUUUAGGAGGAGAAGUCUUGAAGCUAAAUAAAAUUAUUAAGGUGACCCAGUAUGGUUGAUAAAAAUAUAUAUUAUAAUGUCGGUAUAGUAUUCCACACAAAAUAUUCAGUAUGCUUAAAAAAGUAUUUAUUUUAAAAAUACUUUUUUACAGUUCUAUUCAAUAUUGUAUUCCGAGUAGUUUUAAAAGUAUAUUUUAUUCCUUGAAAUAUUAUUUUUCUCAGUCUUGUUUCAGUGUAUUUAAUGCUCAACUUUAGGAUGCGUGUUUUAUUUUGAAAACACUUUAUCGUUUAGUAAAAGUGCUUUGAUUUGAUAUUUUUUUUGAUUUUCGACGCCAUUUUUUAAAUAAAAGCACUUAAGUGGGAAAAAACGUACAAUUUUACGAUUUCAUUAUAUCUAAAAAACAUGGACGACGUUUUCUACCAGAAAAUAAAUGAUUUAAUCGAAAAGACACAAGAUACUUAUUUUGUUGCCUUUUUGAUUUGCUUUCUUGCGGUAUCAGCACCAAAACUUUUGAGACAUUUUUGAGCUUUUAAGGAAUUUUAAUUUUUAGGAGUUAUUUUGCUGUAAUUCGGUUAUUAAUACACGCAGAGACUUGAAACUUGGUAAUAAUAUUUAUGCUGGACUUACCUAGACGUGGUAAAAUUUCUAAAAUCAUCAGAUGACUUUUUAUUUUUAAUAAGUGUUUUGAAAUCAAAUUUAAACGAAAAUCGCAAAAGAAAUUACGUCACUUCAAAUUACCGAACUGCGCUUGAAAUCGUCUUUCGUCAAGCAAUGUUUUAUCGUUGUUUACAGAUAUAAAUGAAAUAAUCUUAUUUAUCCUAUCUUCUCAACUUCUCACCUAUAACAGUGGCCGCUCCCAUCCCUAAUAUCAGCUCAUUUUUUAAAUUAGAGCAGCGCAUUUUCACGUAUAGAGCUACGAAAAAUAUUAAAAUAUGUCCAAACGCACGCUAAAGUAAUUUAUGAUCUCUACUGGUAGUUCAAUCAGUUUUUAUUUUCAAGGGUUUAAACUUGUACAUUGUGACAUUUGUAGACACUAUUUAGAUCCCAACCGACCAAGACUAACUGAAACAUAUAACCGACAUUAGCCAGUUAAAUUAUAUUGGCAUUAUGCGUCACACUUCUAGACACUACAUAGGUAAAGGUAGGAACUAUUUCGAUAUCAUAAUAAACCUAAAAUGGACCGAUUCACUGUCCAAAAACAUUAAUUUUCAUAAUUUAAUGUACCUAAUAAUUUUCUAUCAUGUGCAUUACUGUGUACAUUUGUUCUGAUAGUAAUUUAUUGUGUAAUUUUUUAAGUACGAAAAUCCAGAGAACUCUAAAUCGCCAAAGUCUAAAACUUCUAGCACUACUAUACAGAAAAAAAUUAUAAUAGUAAUCCAAAUACAUACUUUACUAUUAUUAUUUUAUUUUUUCACUGGGGACAAACACUUUCUGUGAGCAUGUCAAUUUUCUAAUUUUCCGCACAUAAAAUAAAAUAAUAUUAUUAACAACUAUACUAUUUAAGCAUUAUAAUACAAACUAAUCAAGUUCGGUUGUUCAAAAUGACAUUGCUAAAUUGAUAAAUAAAUGAAAAUAACACGUGAUAAUACUAUUUAUGAUAUUAAAUAAUUUGAGUAUUAAUAAUAUAAUUAUAGAAUUUAUUUAAUUCAAUAAUACAACAAUAUCAAUGUCACAGGAAAUAUUUUAAUACAUUAGAGGUAUAUACCCAUCUCUCUCUGAUCAUCAGUCAUCACUUAUUUCAUGAUUGUUGGUUACCUAGAUAUAAGUAUCUAUUGUCCUAAUUUCAUUUUUAAUAUUAUAUUUUUAUUACAUAAAAAUACAAACAUUAGAUAUGUACCUAAUCAACAGUGAAUUGUUCACGUGUUGUUAAGAUACGUGUCACUGAUGACUGGAUACCUAUACCUACUUUAAAUUAGUAAAAAUAGAGUAUAAGUUACUUAUUAUAAAUAGGUACCAGCGAAUUGUUUAUACAUAAUAUUUACUUAGAUUAUUUCACGGGUGUUAAUCAUGACAAUAGGUACUCGAUGUUACUGUCUACGGUAUUUCGUAUUUUUAAAUACACACUUAAAACUUCAUUAUAUAGUUAUUUGUAUUAAUUGCGUAUCUAUAAGCAUGCUUUAAAAAGUCUAUUACAACCAUUUUUUUCUCGCUACUUUUAGACACUUUAAGCGACUCUUUGGAUCAAUUAAGCUCAAACUCGGAAAUUAAAGCUGUUUUAUAGGUGGGUUGAAAUGAUAAAAAUCAAAUGUUUGGUUGAAUCUCAUCAUGUUGUUACUAUUGAACACUCCUACUAAAAUUAUGAUAUUCGGUUAUUUAUUAUUUUGUAAAGAAUAUUUACAUAAUACGAAAUAGGUGUGUAGAAAUUCGACUGCAUAAUGACAGAGAAUGUUCGAAUUUGAAAAAUAGAAGAGGGACUAUAAUAUUUCGAGACAAAUUAGCGUUCCUAGCAAUUACUUAAUGUGACCAGUGGCAGGCUAUGUCUCUCGACCCCCCUCCAAUACACCACUUUUCAAAUAUAAUUCAAUAAUUCAAAACUAAUAAAAGAACACAUUCAAAAAUAAUAUUCUUGCUACUAUUAGUUUAAUUAAGAUUUUUAAAGACAUUUUAAAUGUGUAAAAAUGCUUCGAUUUUUUUAUAUCACUCCUAAAACAACGCAUAUUUUUUUGAUUUGUGGUACUUCAUUUAAAACAAAUUUCGUAAAAUCGUAAAAUUCUUAUAAAACCUUGUAUAUGUAGUAACCGUAGUUAAGUAACAUUUCCGUAAAAACAUUGUAAAACACGUGAUGGUAGAUAAGUAAAAUCAUCGAACAAAUUUAAAAAACUAACAUCGAUUGUGAAUACAUCGGUUCCAUUUUUUUAAUUCUGGGUUACCUUGACUAUGACAGAAAAAACACGAAUAAUACUAGUUAUUAUUAUAAUACUCUACCGACCACCAAUUACAAUCGUGUUUUUAUUGCAAUGAUUUCAGACGCGUAUCUUGGACCUUUUCUGAGGGGCGAGGACAUUUAAUUUUGUUUAUAGUCCAUAUUUCUUUUUAAUAUACAGAUAUACAUUUUUAAAAAGAGUUAGGUUUUUUACCGGUCAAAAUCUGUUAUAGUCAUUGGUCAAUUGAUGGGAUUUUAACAAAAUUAAGUCAAUAUCUUCUCAAAAAUUGCUGGUAGAAAAAAGUUGUUCACAAAAAUAACAAAUUAAACAUUAUUGUAAAACCAAUACAUUCCUCACUCUACAGCUCCAGUGUUCCAUUCAGAAUCUAAAAUACACAAAAAGAAGAUAGACAAAAAUGCCCAAAGAUGUAAUGUAAUUUAGUUGAAAAUAUUCGUAGAGAAUAAAUUUGGACACAAAACUUUUAUUUGCCUUUUCUAGACGUGGAAUAAUUAUUGAGCUAUUUAAAGAAUUUUGUUUGUGUGUGUUUUACGUACAAAUGUUUAAAAAAAAACAGAAAUACAUGAAAAUUUAACAGGAGGUUCGUUAUAAGUUUUGUUUAGUGGUCAAAAAAGAAAAUUUGAGUGUAAUGGAGGAAUUUUUUAUAAUUAUUUUAAGAACAAAUUUUGAAGAAAAUCGUAAGUAUUACGGCUUUACAAAUCAUAUGUAGGUACACGAAAUUAAUUCAUAUUAUAAACGUUUUUGUUAGCAUUGGUUUACAGAUGUAAAUUGAAUAGCUUUUUAGUCAUUAAGAGAUGAAAAUAAAACUUUAAUUUUUCUCUAAAUAGAUGUCCCCUCAAAAAAAGUAGAUUGAAAAAAAAAAAUGUUAAAAAUGAAAUGUUAAUAACUUUAGAAAAAUGCGUCAAACGCGGUGGAACAUCCUGUAUUUGUACUCCAUAUUAUAUCAUUGCUGUUAAUACCUACUUAGUAUAAUAAUUGGUAGGUACUUAGUUUCAAAAUGAAAUUCUACCUCAAAAAAAUUAUUUUAAUAGGUACUAAAUUAAUUGAUUUGACAGUAAGUAUUUUGUUUUAACCUCUCUUCAAGUACCUACCUAUAAGUAUACUUAUAUAUUAGCUACAUUAUCACUUAUAUUAUAUUGUUAGUAAAUAGUUAACAUCGGUAAUAAUAAUAUGAAAUCGCUAAUUAUUCUUAGGUAGUUAAUUUGCAUAUAAUCUUACGUAAUUACAAAUGUUUGUUUCUUUUGAUUCUAAAUUAUUAAAACCUUACUAUUAUAAAAUAAUUAUUUUUUAGAAGAUUCAAGAAUUCAUUGAUAAUUCCCCUCACGGUGUUAUAUAUUUCACAUUCGGAUCGGUGAUAGCCAUGUCAACUUUACCAGAACACAUUCAAAAUACAUUUAAAAAUGUUUUCCGACAAAUUCCUCAGAGAGUUUUAUGGAAAUACGAAGGUGAAAUGGAAGAUAAACCGAACAACGUGAUGACAGGCAAUUGGUUUCCUCAACGAGAUGUUCUCUGUAAGUCUGUUUUUCUUCCCAGCUAUUUGGAGUGGGUGACCCUCAUCCUAGACUUUGAUUUGAACCAAUCUCGUAUAUCAUCUUCGCAUACACCCAUCGUCUCUCUGUACGUCUGUUGUGUAAUAGUUCUAAGAAAAUCGCGCUUAGGUUCCACGUUUCUAUAGUAGCAGUACCUACCGAAAAGAAUCCAAACAUUCUCAAAAAAAAAAAAAAUUCAAUGGUUAUUUAAUAAAAGGGAUAAAAUUCAACAACAGGAACUGAGUGUAGAAGUAGUACUUAUGAGUUUUCAUAACCCAACACAAUGAGUUAAAAGUAGAGAUAUCUAGAAGAGUACAAAAUGGCAGAAAAAGGCUAUUUUGGUGCUAGAACCUUUCUAAAAUCCUAAUCUACAUAUCAUUAAACGCUUAAAAAUUAAAAUGUAUAGAUACCGCAUUAAUAGGUCCUAUCAUUCUAUAUAGAUCAGAAAAAUGGGCACUAAGAAAGAAAAAGAGAAUAAGACUAGAUAUUUUUGAAAGAAAAGUACCUACUAAGGCAGAUUUAUGACCCAUAUCAUACUAAAUCAUGAGGAGCUCUAAAAUCUGUUCUAAAGGCCAUGUACCUAUAUUAAGGAAGGCACAAAAAGGAGGCUAACAUGGGCCGGACAUGAUUGAUGGAAAAAUGGCUCAAUGAUAAAAGCAGUGAUCUUCAUCACAGGAAGAUCCGAUAGGGAAAAGACCUCUAGGGAGACAUCUCCUUAGAUGAGAAGACUAAAAAGUAGUAGACCCUAGAGCCAACUGAAGAUAGAUAACAAUAGGUAGAGAAAAAUGAAGAAGAAUUUGUUUUUUAGGAUUCUCUUAAAAGCCGAAAUACCCCAAAAGAAAAACUUACCUCCCUUUAAUUUUUCCACUGUUAAGCACGCUGAAUACAUUCUGUGCACAUGCACAUAAUACACAAUUUUAGGCUAUGCUAUUGGUAUUUACUCCGAGCCCCGAAAAUCCCCAGAACAACUCUGUUGGUACCAAAUUAAAUUUUGCAGGCAUACGAAUAUUAAUAACCAGGUAAAUUUGUUAGGUGUUUCAAAUUGUUUUUGAAAAAAAAAACAUUCCAUUUUAUUUUUAAAGUUUAAUACCUACUUAUUAUUAUUUUUUUAUUCAAUGAUUCUAUAAGGAAAUAUUUUGUAACUUAGAUACUAUAUAUCUAAAAUAGUACUACCUAUAUAGGUAUUUACUUAUAUAUAUUUUGUACCUGGGAAUGUAAUAGCUGAAAUAAAAUUCGCGAUUUAAGAUAUAGAUAUUAUACAAAUUUUUUUUUUUUUAAAUUAUUACUAUUACGAAUGGGAUGUCUAUGAUAUUGUAUUUUUGUAGAAUUGAGUUAUUAAACAUAGGAAUAUAUUAUCAUUGCCAAUAAAAUAUAUGACUUUUCUAGUUCUUACAUUACCGGUUCAUAGGUAUAAAAAUAAAGGUAUGUACACAAUAGGCAAAUUUUUAAUAUUACAUUUUUGUAGGUACCUAGUUCUUUUAGGAAAAUGUCUGUGUAUUAAAGAUAAUAUUUUAACAUAACCAACAACGUCGUUCAUAUUAUUUUAGCGCACCCAAAUGUGAAGUUGUUUAUAAGCCAUGGCGGGAUAUCCGGUGUUUAUGAAACAGUGGACGCGGGAGUUCCAGUUCUAGGUUUUCCACUGUACUAUGAUCAACCAAGAAAUUUGCAAAAUCUAGUAGAUGCGGGCAUGGCGAUAACAAUGGAAUUGAUGUCUGUCACUAAGCAACAGUUUUUGUACAACAUCAAAGAACUUUUAUCUAAUACAAAGUGAGAUCCUGAAAAAAUACCUACCUAUACUAUUUGUGAUUUAAUGCUUUUUACAUUUACAAAUACCUAGCUAUACAAAAAACGCUAAAAUAACCGCGAAUCGUUUCAAAGACCGACCAAUGACUCCUCAAGAAUCAGUUGUUUAUUGGACCGAAUAUGUAAUUCGUCACAAUGGUGCACACCAUUUGAAAUCUGAAGCACUUAAUCUUACAUGGUACCAAUACUUAUUGUUAGAUGUAAUUUCCGUUGUAGCUGUAUUGUUCGUAGUCUUAAUUUACUUGAUGUACAAAAUGUCUACAUUUUUUUAUUUAUCUACAAUAAAUUAUUUAAGUGGUUUGAAAAGAAAGCAGGAAUAAUAGAUAAAAUUAUAAUUUGAAAAUGUUUACAUCUAAUAUUCCUCAUAUAAUUUUAAAUUAGAAUAUAUAAUAUUAAUUUAAAAUUAUUUAAUAUGUUUAAAUAUGAAUACUCAACAAUAUUAAAUAUUAAUUUCUAUUGUAUGAUUUUUUUUUUUCAUUAUUUUUUAUAAAAGAAAAUUUGUACAAAACGAUAGGUAAUGUAUACAUGCUCACCAAUGCUGUUCUUAAGUCAUUGUUGAGUCAACAUUAUUUUAUUGAAGAUUUCUCUGUAGUUAGAGGAAAUUAAAUAAAAAAAACAUGAAAGAAUAAGGAAACUAUGUCAUAUUUUUAAUAAAUAUAGAAAGUAAUAUUAUGUAACUUUUUAAACAGGUAGUGGAUUUUAUGUUUAGAAUACUUCCUAUUUUUAUAUUUUAUUAUUCAAACAUAAGGUAUUUUUAAAUAAACUGACAAAGAUUAUAUUAAAAAUGGAUUAACAUUUAUUUAUUUAACUAAAUAAAAAUAUAUAUUUUUAUUAAUUAAUGAAAAUCACAGAUAAAACAUCAAAUUAUUUACUAGAUGACAUUUUACUUCGUUUUCUCAUAACAGCCUUUUUCUUUUGUUGGUCUCUUUUAUACUUGGCUCUGACUUCAGUUUGAAUAUCUUUUUUGUGUUUCCUAACUCUUCCUCUCAUGUCUUUUUUAUCUUUUCGUUUCUUCUCCUUAUAGGUGGUACGAAUCAUCUUCAUCAAUGCUGAAACUUGUUCUUCGUGACCAUCUCUAACCACAGCUACCCGUUGUUUUUUCAAAUCUAAUUUAGCAGUAGCCAAAGUUUUAGGUUUAUCAACAUACGGUAACUGAGCUUGUAAACUCUUGGAUAGUUUGAGAGGCUUGAAAUAUUUCAUAGUUCUAUGUAUUGGCUGUAUAAAUGUAGAAACAAGUACAUGAGUGAGAAAAUAAAUAAUAUAAUAAAAUCAUAACUAUAAAAAAAAUUGUAAUAUAACUUACAGUAUACGUAGAAUCAUUUUGUGGAAGUCCCUUAAUGCCUUGUUCUCUUUUUAAUUGUCCAGUAGUUUUCAUACCACGCCAUGAAUUUUUUUCAUUUAAUGGCAAAAGUAAUGAUGUAACUGGGUUAUAAAGUUUUGGAACUUCAACAUUAUACCAUGUACGACAAAACACAAUAUCUGAAAACAAAAAUAAAAAUGUAUCAAUUAUUAUAUUAUUUAGUAUAAGCAAAUCAAUGCAUACCACUAAUUUUAAUUUUAUCUUCAAAAGUUGCUCUGAAUGAACCUUCAGGUUUAGGACAAGCUUUCUUAAUCUGACCUCGAACACCAGAUACAGUCUUAAUACGAGCUCCUUCAAAUUUGGUCACUUCCAGAGUGGAAUUGAACAUAUCUUUAAUAAAUGCUGUUCGUUUGUAAAUUUUCAAUGGACUUCCAGUUAAUUUCAAUUUUUUAGUAACCUGAGUUGAUUGGUCCGUAUCGACAACUGUCCCAGUAGCUGUUAUUCUGAACCCAGCCU